Molecule: messenger RNA, 921 nt
Organism: Aspergillus mulundensis
Lineage: Eukaryota; Fungi; Ascomycota; Eurotiomycetes; Eurotiales; Aspergillaceae
Product: dihydrofolate reductase
Exons: 1
Coding region: 1-921 (306 amino acids)
Biological process (GO): folic acid metabolic process; glycine biosynthetic process; dihydrofolate metabolic process
Cellular component (GO): mitochondrion
Molecular function (GO): dihydrofolate reductase activity; NADP binding
Source: RefSeq, a predicted model, not a curated record
AUGCCCAGCCCACCCGCAAUCCCCCCGCUCCCCCUAACGCUAAUCGUCGCAACAACGCCCAUCCCCUCCGCCUCCUCCGCGUCCAACCCCACCAUCCGAACGCGCCUAGGCAUCGGCCUAAACGGAACAUUGCCCUGGCCGCGCAUAAAAACCGACAUGUCGUUCUUCGCGCGCGUCACGGCGCGUCCGCCGUCACCACACACACCCGGAAAGAAGACACUUACAAACGCGCUCAUCAUGGGGCGCAAGACGUACGAUUCCAUCCCGGCUAAGCUCCGGCCGCUCGGGAAGAGGAACAAUGUUGUUAUUUCGCGCGAUGGGGACGGGAGCGUUGCGGGGCGCGUGAGGGGGGAUUUGGAGGGGAAGAUUGGACGGGAGAGGGAGACUGCGCUGGCGAAGGCGAAGGCGGCGCAGGCGCAGUUGGAAGAGGUGCAGGCGGGUGAGAAGGAGGGGGAGAAGAGUGGGAGUGCGGUUGUGGGGGCGGCGAUUGCUGCUCCUGCGCCUGUUGCGGAGGGGAAGACGGGGGCGUUUGUGGAGGGGAGUCUUGAGGGGGCGCUUGAGCGGUUGGAUGGGCUUGCUGCUGCUGGUGGGGAGGAGGGAGACGGGGUUGGGCAUGUGUAUGUUAUUGGGGGUGCGGAGAUCUAUAAUGCUUCGAUUAAGCUGGGCUGUGGCUCUGGCUCUGAAGCGGAAAGCAACCUUAAGCGGACGGUGCGGAUUGUCGUGACGGAUGUGGAGAAGCUUGAUGGGAGUGGGUUUGAGUGUGAUACGUUCUUUCCCGUUGACCGGGAGGAGCUGGACAGUGGGAAAUGGAGGAAGGUUAGUCCUGCUGAGGUGACGGGGUGGGUUGGGGAGGAGGUUACGGGGGAGUGGAUUGAGGAGGGGGAUGUUAGGGUGAGGAUGGUUGGGUAUGAAAGGGUUUAG